Molecule: messenger RNA, 6152 nt
Organism: Pseudophryne corroboree (corroboree frog)
Lineage: Eukaryota; Metazoa; Chordata; Amphibia; Anura; Myobatrachidae
Product: insulin receptor substrate 1-like
Exons: 5
Coding region: 1848-4379 (843 amino acids)
Biological process (GO): insulin receptor signaling pathway
Cellular component (GO): plasma membrane; cytosol
Molecular function (GO): insulin receptor binding; phosphatidylinositol 3-kinase binding
Source: RefSeq, a predicted model, not a curated record
UAGGCUGCUGUCUCUCUGCUUGCUGUCUGUCCCCUGCACCCAGCCCCUCUGUCUCUCACCCCCCCCAGACACACAUGCAGUGUCCCCAGCAGACACCUGAGACUGCUGCUGCAGCAGAGGCCGGGGGAUGAGGUCUGCUCCCCCUGCAUGAGGACUGUGCCCCCUGCAGCCCCUCUCUGCACAGCAGGAGCAGCAUGCAUUGCUAACCAGGUAUUUCCUCCCCCAAUAUAAGGUCCCCAGCCCCGGGUGCCAGCUUGCAGGGGUGGGGGGAGCACAUGGCAGCCUGUCUAGUGGCUGGUGAUUCAGGGCAAAGGACAGGCUGAUUGCAACAGCUGUAAGUGCAGAGCCAGAGACUGAUCCAGACCCUGCUGCUGCUGCUGGAGGAGGCGGCAUGGUCGCCCCGGGGUGGAUGCAGCCGCAUAAGCUGGCAAUCGCUACGUGAAGCGUUUUAUCCUUCUCCUUCAGCGUUUCCAAAGAUGACCUAAACCGAUCGCUAUCUAGACGUGUUUUCUGAGCCCGCUGUGUGCACCCGAAGCCUAAAGUUCCAUGAGAAUAACUGUACAUGCCAUUUCCCUGUUUUGCACAGAUCACACAGCCAGUAGCUAAGACUAAGGGGGGAAAAAUUGUACUUUGCACAUAAAAUAUCUUCGUUUUGCCACCCGGUAAGCCGCAGUAUAUUGCAGUUUUGUUAUAUAAUGCUCCUUUAUUUUUUCCCCUUAUGGGCGUUCUGAACGGCAAACUAUAAAAUAAAACCUCCAAUUUGUAAAUUGAAACCAUCUGGGGAAACGCCGACAGAUCUGGAAAACAACAUUGAGCGUGUCCCUGGAGCUCCACGGGGGUGACUAUUUCUCGGGAUACAAUUGGAAAAGUUGACAGUGCCCCUUGUGCAGCGACAGCACCUCGCUCACCGCGCGGCCAAUUGCACAAUCUGACUUACACAGCAGGAUCUGGCAGAGCAAUGUGCGCCCCGGGGGUAAGAAGCUGAGGUUUUAUUGUUUGUUUUUUUGGCACGUUUUAGCGUAAUUUUUUUUUUUUUUUUUUUUGCUGGGCAUAAAAUAUUCCUGACUUACUGUGACAGCGAACGGCGUUUUCCCGUAAUACUUGACUCGUGCAUAUUACCUUAAACCGGCUCCAAGGUAAAUUGCUUAAAUAAGGUGCAGCCGGAUUUUUUUUUUAAUUUGUACUUUUUUUGUGGUGUGGCCGAGAAAACGCCACCUUAGCACUUUUUUUGUUUUCUCGGAAGGUGUUUAACCUUGGAAGGUAAAAAAAAAAAAAAAAAGACCUUUUGAGAUCAUGGGGUGAGAUAUUUUACGUCGGUAGCAUAAUACUUGGAUUCAGGGAAAGAGACUAUGCUGAGUGUUUUAGUGGAACUGGAACAUAAGACGCAUUUUCUUAGCGAGGAGACAAAAGAACAUUUAGUAAUCGAGGUCUGAGCCAGCAGGAAAACAUGGCCUGUAACUUGGACGUUCCUGCAAUCGUAUCUGGGCCGUAAGUGACCUGACUGGAGAUUUAUAAGAUGCACUCAAUGUAUGGAAAGGUUUCUCUGGAGAAAUAAAGGAUAGCGAGACGUUUAUCCGGGGUAAAGCUGAAAUACGUGUCGCUUACAGAAGUCUAUGGAAGAGGAAUUUAAUGCAGGAGAUACAUACGUUGCACAUGGCUGUUUAGGUGCUUCUUGGUGCAGCGUUGUAGCGGGUUUCUCCUGGUCGGACAAGAAAGAGUGGAGCUAGAUGGUGGACGGUAGGAACCCUGGAGCUAUUUGGGGGACACUGCCCCCGUUUACGGACGUAGAGGCUUUGGUCCUCUACGCGGACGGCUGAAGAGGACGUCGAGGCUUGUCGCACCCAAAGAUGGAUGACGUAAAGAAGUGCGGCUAUCUGCGCAAGCAGAAAUCCAUGCGGAGGAGGUACUUUGUCCUCCGAUCUACCGGACCCCGCGGCCCGGCCCGGCUGGAGUACUACGAGAACGAGAAGAAGUUCCGGCUGGCGGAGGGGUCCGGGGGUCCUCGUGGAGCGGUUGUCCUGGAGGAGGCGUUUGGCGUGAAUAAGAGGACAGAUGCUAAGAAGAGGCACCUGCUGGUCCUGUACACGCGUGACGGGGGUCUCUGCGUGUCCGCGGAGGGAGAAGAGGAGCAGGAAGCCUGGUUCCAUGCCAUCCUGGAGCUGCAAUCACAGGUGCGCUCCCUGUCCUCUUCCACUGAUGGUGCCGCCUGGCCAGGCCCGGCCUUCCGCGAGGUCUGGCAAGUGAGCCUGCGUCCUCGAGGUCUAGGACAAACCCGCAACCUGUCGGGGAUCUACCGGCUGUGCCUGACUGAGCGCACCAUGAGCCUCCUGCGCCUUCGCUGUGACACCCCCUCCGUUACCCUCCAACUCAUGAACGUCCGGCGCUGUGGCCAUUCUGACAACUAUUUCUUUGUGGAGGUGGGACGGUCCGCAGUCACCGGCCCCGGAGAGCUUUGGAUGCAGGUUGAAGAUUCUGUUGUUGCCCAAAACAUGCACGAGACCAUUCUGGAAGCCAUGAAGUCUCUAAGUGAGGAAUUUCGCCCACGGACCAAGAGCCAGUCCCUUUCCUCCACACCUAUCACUGUCCCAUCCAGACGUCAUAUGCCGAACCCACCACCCCCCAGCCAAGUUGGCUUGUCCCGACGCUCCAGAAUUGAGGCUUCGGUGGACAGCUCACCGGCGGCUAAACCUCACUCCUUACCCAGGGACCACAGCCCGUGUUCUCCUGAAGAGGGUGAAGAAAAGCGUCCACGUGUGGAAGCCAACCAGACCUCUGUCGACUAUGGUUCGGCCUCGUCAGAUGAGUAUGGGUCAAGUCCUUGCCUUUUCGAGCCUCCGAACUUUCUUCCGCCGUCGCCUGUAUCCGGAGAAACCAAUUACAUCUCCAUGGGACAGGUUGGUAGAAGGCCGCAGUCACUGGACAUUGUAUCUGCAUUCAUCGGACCUCAUGAGGAAGAAGACCGAAAAGCAGUGAGAUUAGAACGGGAAGAUAAUUAUGCAAUGAUGGGGAAAAGCGAGCAACGCCAGGAAGCUGGCUACAUGCCCAUGUUACCAGGCAGCCGAUCAUCUCAAGAUUACAUGGCCAUGACACCUAACAGCAUCUCCCCUCCGGCACCUAUAGAAAUGACCGGCUACGUCAUGAUGUCGCCAAUUGGAAGCUACUCCCCAGACCCGGAGAGGACAAGUUGGCCGCCAUCCGGAGAGGUGUCAGUGGGCAGUGCGGACAGUCAGGCUUCAGACUACAUGAACAUGUGGCCCUUGAGCCGCUCCGCUUCUAGUACCCCUCCGCCACCAGAACAUUCGCUGCCCUCCAUUUAUGGUGCCACAAGGAUCCCUGCCUCCUACCGCUCGCUCCCCCGUUCUUACAAAAUAGACCCGGCACACCCUUCUCAUAACUCUUGUUCCUCGUCCUCUGACAGUCUAGAAGACGUCAGCGGUGGAAGGUAUCGUAGGCCUCUCAGUGUUUCCGUGGAUGCGUGGAGUCCAAGUACGUUGCCUGGAAACUACCGCAGGCCCCCUAGUCCGGGGGAGUAUGUCAGCAUCCAUUUCAGGGCCAAAGAGGAAAAGAUGACCAGAAAGAAAGCAGAUGUUCCUCAGGCAGAAUAUAUAGCCAUGGAUACGCAGAACCAUCCGGUAACUAACGGAGACUACACCAAGAUGAGUUUUGAACCAGAGACUUUGGGUUCUCAAGUAAAAAUGGUGGCUGGACAUGUAGUUGAGAAGGCAUCAAAUGCCAUCGUUAAAUUCGGCCAUUUGUCGACAGCGGAACCAAAUUGUAGGCCAGCUGCUGAAAUGGUGCCAUGGCCGUUACCAACCAUAGAGAAGUCUAUGAAGGCAUCAGAAGAUGAUGAUUUCUGGCCCGUUGUUGCCCCAGAGAAGAUGUUUCGGCCCAUAGCACCUGCAGACAAUCUGUUGGCUGCCAGUGCCAAGAUGCCACCUGACACCUUGCCAGAAAAUACAUUGGGUCACGUGGAGAAGACCGUGAUAGCAAAGGCUUCUCCUGAGGACAUGGAACUGCGGGGUCUGCUUGCUGCAGUGAGUGGCUGUAAUUUGGUCAAGGGGCCGGACCGUGCAAAGCUCACUAGGAGCGACCAUCCGGGGAGAACGAGACACUGCUCCGAUCAUCUCUCCAAUCCAGCCAGUUCCUGCAACGGAACCCGGGCUCCAGUAGAAGAGUCUGGGCUAAAUUAUAUUGACUUAGAUCUCGCUAAAGAUGUAGGAUCUACACCCCCCAUCGCAACACUAAUGGGGAACACUGUGACGCAGCCAAUGAAGACUGGUAGCCUGGGGGCCAGUCCCUGCAUCAACACCUAUGCCAGCAUUGACUUCCAGAUCUCUGGAGAGCUCAGGAGGGGCAGCAGAGACGGAACAGAAUGCUGAAGCGCCUGCCGCAGAUGACCCAGAGUCCUUCCCACGUCUGAGGCGAUGAGAGGAGGAAAAUGUGGUCUGGGCGCUGCGUGAAAUUUUUGCCAUUUUAUAUUUGCACUUUCUGUAAACCCUACGUCCUAAAAGUGACCCCGAAACUGCAGGACUGGUCUUUUUCUUUUUUUUAAAAAGUGCCUUUAUUCCCCAUGAAAUGGGAUUAUUCAUCCUUUUUUAGCAUCUGACAAUGUAGGCCUCAAGGCCUAACUCUAGCCGGUCACCAUAGCAACGGGGAGUAAAGAUGCAGAACUCAUAGUAGCUCAGUCAUGUGAGGUAAAUCUAUUGGCUUUGUGCCAUGUUUAAGUAGCAAUUGGUGCUCUGCAGCCUAGUACGUGUUGGGCUAAACCGACCCUGCUGUGUAUGCUUAGCGGAGGCAGCCAUUUUGUCUGAUGGGCAUGAUAUGGCGGACAAAAAAUGGCUGCCUCCACUGUGUGCGUGUAUGUGUGUGUUGGCGACGGGCAGAUAUUAUAAAUGUGUGAACGCUCAAGCAGAAUUCACCGUAGAGAAUAGCCAUAGUGCGGUCUGCGACUGACGGGCGGCGGUGCCAGGUUGGCACAUCAGGGGCUGUUCAUUUCAAGAGGUACGAAAUAAAGGUAAAGAUUGUAGAAGUGCCUAGAUACAGGUACGGUCUUGUUAUAGACAGAAAAGGUGCCAAAACCACACCACCGCCGCUCGCCCUCCCUUGCCCGAGACGUGGGUGGUGGGGGAGUUGUAGAUUAAUCGUAAGUGCUUUUGUUUUACCAAAACUGGCCUUUUACAGUAUAACCUCCGGUUCGGCUAAUUACCAUUUUAUUUCUGGUACUUUUACCCAGUUACUGGGAUAUGAACUGUACCCGCUGCCCGCGUGAGGUGGACAUUUUGAGGCCUAGAUUACUCUUCGUAGCAAUCCCAGCCCAUUCGAUAUGCUGAUGUGCUUUCAUUUGUUGCCGUGACGUCGCCACCUCCCGGCAAAGCCCUAGGCUUCAUGUUAGAUCCAGACCUCAAAAUGGCUGCCUCCCAGAAUGGGCGUAGGGUACGGUAACACUAAGUGUCUUUGUGUCAAACGUCUGGAUCUGUUUUAGGUCAUUUUAAAGAAUUUUGAAACCAAAUAAUAAUGAAAUGUACAGCUGUUAAUGGAGAAAUGUAAUAUAUAGAGUAUGAUAUAAAAGUAUUAUGGUUUGAGAAAUCUUUAUUAAACUAUGGAAUUAUUAAUUAUCUGGGUGCUAGAACACCGUCUAUAAAAAAUAAAUAAAUAUUGGAUUGCCGCAGCAACCGUACGAAUUGCCGUAUGCGACCGAGUUACCACGGUAAUCCAGUGCAAUUUAUCAUGAGGGAAACUUUGACGGGUGUGUGCUGACUAAUAAAGAAAUAAUUAUAACUACACAAGACCCUCCUUUGCCAAACAUAGGUGGGCCGUAGCCUGGAUAACAUUGCUAAAUCUAAAAAUAGUAUUUAAGACGUUAGAGUACGAGCUGGUCUCCCCCCCCCCUCCCCCUCUGUAUAUUGUGGGUCAAUGGAACAUUCCAAAUGCUAAUGGGGGAGGGACUGUUAGAGACAAGAAUCUGAGCCAAUGAGAAUGCUCCCUUGCCAUAGGCACGCCCUGCGUUUGUUCUGUGAGCGAGCUCCGAGGGGAGUUCAGGCCCUUUAUGGGGCGCUCACAAAAUGGCCACUACCGCCGGUGUUAGGGCCCCAAGUAGCGGGAGAAAUGCAUUGUAUAAGCUAUGUGUAUAAAUAAAGUGUUUGAUCGCCUUA